AUGGUAAGUUGGUGGGUUUUCUAUAUCUAAAUUGAAACCAGGCCAAAAGAACAAAGAAGGUUGGGAUCGUCGGAAAGUACGGCACCCGUUAUGGUGCAUCCCUCAGGAAAACGGUUAAGAAAAUUGAAAUCAGCCAGCACGCCACGUACACCUGCAACUUUUGUGGAAAGGUUUACUGAAAUUGUUUACGAUAACUCCUUUAAGGAAGCGCUAAGGCGUCAGGCUGCCGGCAUCUGGAGCUGUAAGGGCUGCCGUAAGGUGGUCGCAGGUGGCGCCUACGUCUGCAGUACGACUGCUGCCGCAACCACCCGUGCUGCCAUCCGAAGAAUGCGGGAGACCCAGAAAUGA
Messenger RNA from Spirometra erinaceieuropaei, 348 nucleotides. Lineage: Eukaryota; Metazoa; Platyhelminthes; Cestoda; Diphyllobothriidea; Diphyllobothriidae. The record is from the annotation of a GenBank genome assembly.